UACUGAACGAGUGAGAGAAAGAGGUUGUCAAAGCCAAAAAAAAAAAACAAAAACAAAAAAGUAGAUAAUGUCAUUACCCUUCAUUUGCGCGCGUCAGUUUGCCCGUUCGUCAAGAGCCAUUAUUGUGCGCCAUGCUCACAAGAAAGCAUCGAUCCCAGUACGACUCAAUGAAUAUAUUGAAGGUGUUGGUCUUCAAGACGAAAUCGUGUCUGUUCGACCCGGUCUGAUGCGCAAUACCCUAUUCCCUAGUGGAAAGGCAAGCUAUGUCAAAGCAUUCGAAGGUCCCCGUAAUCGGCAGCUGGAACAGCAGCAAAAGGCAUCAGCUGAACAGUUAAAGGCCGAUCAGGUAACGGGUGCUGCUCAAGAAGCCAGCAAGCGUCAAGCACAAGCCAGCCAAGUAGAAUCGAUUCUUUCGGGUGUUACUGCACUUGAAUUCAAGCGCGCUGUGAUCCCUGAAACCACCAACACUUUUGGAUCUGUCACUGCUGAUGAUUUGGCAAGCAAGCUCAAGGAGGAUUAUGGAUUGAAUGUGGAUAAGCAAUUGAUUCAGUUCAAGACGGAGCGUAUCAAAUCGCUGGGUGAGCACGAAGUCGUUGUCCAGGUCGCCGGAUCGCCUGUCACUCUCAAGGUGGUGGUUGAUGCUGCCUAAACUUUUCACCCUGUACGCCUCUUUCAUACACACAUACACACACACACACACACAUACACACACAGCACAUUUGAUCUUUCUCGCUAUCUGUUCUUCCAUUCGUACUUUUUCUUCUUCUU
This is a messenger RNA of Zychaea mexicana, 768 nucleotides long. RefSeq lists its product as uncharacterized. Gene Ontology annotation, cellular component: ribosome; mitochondrion. The transcript has 5 exons. The record is from RefSeq and is a predicted model, not a curated record. Gene Ontology annotation, molecular function: structural constituent of ribosome. Bases 68 to 649 code for a protein of 193 amino acids. Lineage: Eukaryota; Fungi; Mucoromycota; Mucoromycetes; Mucorales; Lichtheimiaceae. Gene Ontology annotation, biological process: translation.